UCUUACUUUCAUCAGCACUGUUGAAAAAAGAAGAAAAAAUGCCAAUGCUGCCUCCUGAAAUCAAACUUGAACCUUCUAAUGUCACCAGAAAUUCCCUUGACAGUUGUUUUCUUUUUGAGAGAAGUUGGAGGAAAGCAGUUUUAGAAACACAAAAGAUGAGGAAAGAAUACACCACAGCAUUUGGUCUAGAAGAAUUCAAAGAAUGUGUCAAAAUGCCAUAUUUACCAGGAUUGCAAAAUUGCCAAAAAAGUGUAAGUUCCACUCCACCAGAGGUUCAUAAAGGACUCCUGCGUGCUGAUACCGAGAUGCCGCCUGUCAGCCAUUCUACCGAGAACAUGUCGGGUUGCCUACAAGUAUUUUAUUCUCUGCAUAUUGAACAACGCCUUGUGAAAGAACAGUCUUGGCAAAGCAGGGAAGUACUAAUUUUUGUCUGUCUUGUAUAUAACCCUGUAUCCUUUUUUUAAAAAAAUCUCCAUAUGUGGAUAUUUGAUUUAAAAACUCUGAUAAAAGUUUAAUGUGUUUUUAAAUUUCUUAAAUGAUGAAAUUUUUCAGUGAAUCUCAAGGCAUACUUUGAUAAUAUAACUGAAAAUAGUCUCCGAGGUGAAGUGCAUUUAAAAAUUACAGCUAUCCUGCGGUAUGACAAACUGCCUCUAGCUGGCAGGCUAGCAGACCUGAAACGAUGAUUUGUGAGUUUAAUUCCCUUAAAUUAAUAUUAUGAAACUGAAGCAAUAUGACCUCUCAACUCACCAGUGUUAUCUUUAAAAGUUCCAUGCAGCCAAUACACAAAGAUAUUUGUUCUGAUAUUGGACACUGUUUUAAAAAAAUGGAUGUUCUAUGUUUUUUGAAGGACAUAAAGCCUUUCAUGCUAAGGAGAUGAAUCAUAGAAUUUCAGUUAUCAGUCAGUAGGUGGAAAAGAAUCUGAGGCGUGUCCGUAGGGACCACUAAAACCUUAUCACAUAACAAUCAUUAAGGCUGGUCUUGAGUUCCAAACCUCAGUGUGAAUACUAGGUCGACUCAUCUUGACUGUACCCAUAUUUGACAACUAGGAAGUGUGAUGUUGCCAUGGUAAUAAGUUGCUAGGAUACCUCCAAGCAGCCGUGUAAGCUGACUUCAUUAAACUGUAUCACAUGGAUUGAGAACUAAUAUAUGUUUUGAUUGAAUAGAGAACAAAAAAAAAAAAAGUUAUAGCUGACUUCUAAAGUUUAAUGAAGUUACAAGAAAUUUGGAAUUCUUAUGGGUUAUCUCGCCCACAGCAGAUUCAAUCGUGACAUAUUUCCUCUAAUAACCUACUCAUUAUCUAUAUCUAUUCCAAUAGGAACAAAAGUUAAUUAUGACAAAACUCAGAUUGUGGUAAUUAAUAGGUAAAAAGAGCACAAAUAACUGAUAAUUGGUAUCUGGCAUAUCUAGAUACCAUGUUCAUCUAGUCUUGAGUCCCUUCCUCUAGCAUUUCCUGAAUCAUGAUUCGUGAUAAGAUAAAGGUGGGAAAAGUCAGACCUAACACAAUUUUACCACUGGUAAAAUUUAUUAACAAAGAUCGAGAUACUGAGUUGGUUCAUAUCUGCUUCUGAUUGGAUUAUUUGUGAUAGAAGGAGUUUCCUUGAUAGAAGGAGUUUCCUUUCUUUAACGUUUAUUUAAUUUUCAUAUGAUGUCCUUCAACAAGUGAAUUUCACUGAAAGCAAGCUUCUUAUCUCUUACUGUAUUUAAAAAAAUCAAUGUACCCUGGAUUUAUGUAAGAGUGAAUUUAUGAUAAUAUAUAAUUUUAGGUUAAAGAAGACUAAGCCAGCAUGUACUGUGGCACUACUUCAGGACAACUCAAAAGCUUUGUUUAUAAACUUAGUGGAUGUUGUGUUCAAUAUAUACAUACCAUUAUUAUCUCAUGUUGGAGGAUGGAGGGAACAAAAAGUGCCUACCGAACUGAGAAGGCAUCUUGAGACCAAAACCCGAGGCAGGCAGCUCCACAUAAUCAAUGGAUCAGCUUAUUAUAUGGACUCUUAAGGCAUUCUAAUUCUCCUUCCAUCAAUUUUGGUUCUGGCUUCAGCGAUCCUCUCACUGGAGCACCAUCUCAGUACUUACAGAGACUUUCUAAAAUGGCCAUUUUGGAGUAUGAUACCAUUCGUCAAGAAACAACCAGAAAAUUUAAAAAGAGCAAGAAACAAGAGCCUUGAGACUGCUGAUUAUCCUUUCGUGGGAUGCUUUCUUCACUGACUUCUAAGGGAUUCAUUCUACAACCACUGCCAGCCAGACAGCAGCUCCGACACAGUUGCUGUUGCCUGCGUAUAGAAGUCUUUGGGUGUUAUUUCCUGUGACGUGCCUGGAAAACUACAGCCAUUCAUGCUUCAGUCAGCAAACAAGUGAGGACCACUUAGGGGGAGAAUAAGAGAUAGGUAGCUCCAGAGAAUAAUAAGAGAACUGAGAAGAGUACGGUGUCUCCAGGAUUUCUUUGGGUCUGCCUUUCCUUCUGUGCAAGGUCUGUGUACAUUUUAUAUUCCAAGUUCUUCCCAAGAUAACUUGAAGACUGGUGCAGAGGGAGAAGACCCUGAGCUUUCAAUCACAUCACUUGCAGACAACGCUCCACCUCCAGCCCCUGAGUACCACUCUGGCUUUUUGAAGAACUGGAGAGAACAUGCUUCACUGGCAGGUGAAGACAGGGAGGGGGUUGGAGCUGGCUUCAGUCUUGUAUUUAUUUUAAAACUGUAAAUGUUUAAAAUAUGAUAUGUAAACUUGCUUUCAGGCCACUUUUCAUGGUAGGCGGCCUUGACAGUUAACCAUUAGGUUUCUCUGGGACGGUGGAAACUUGUGUUCUUUUGGAGAAGACAGCAGAGAGACUGCUCGCUUGCUGGUAUGGGGGGCAAGGCAGGUGGGUUUGCCAUCUGCUCUCAGCUUUGGCAAGAUGGAGGCAUUGAAGGCAGCUGUGACAGCACUCGGGAGAAAUUAAACAGGAGAUAAUUUAUUCCCCCAACCUCAGGGCUUUUGUCAUGGUAACAACUCCCAGACUCGGUGGCUUACAGACAUUGACGUCUCCAUCGUGCUGUGGAAUGGCCACAGCUCUGCACUAGGCUGUGGGCUGACUAUAGGGUGGCUUCUAGCAUCUUCCUGUUCUGGGACUCGGGCUGCAGGAGCAACCCUUACCUGCAACCCACAGCCCUGUGACAGAGAACAGAAGCACAAGAGGCUGAGCUAAGCCGUGCAUUCUCCCUUCAGUCCGCUCCUCGGAAAUGGCAUGCGUCACGCCCACUUGAAUUUUGUUGGACAAAGCAAGUCACGUGACCAAUCCCAAAGGGUUGUGCUCUAAGGAAGGAGGAAUUGAAUACUUGAGCAUAAUAAUGUCAUCUGCCAGAGUUAGUCAUUCUUUUGCUAAAUACUUACUGAGGGCAAGCAUUGUGCUGGAACUUGAUCUAUGGAAAUAGAUCUGUUCCCUGCCCUCAUGGAGCUUACAAUCCCACUUGGGACAUAAAUGAUGAGACCAAAAAUUACAAUAAAGGCUGAGCCCAGUCCCAGAUUUCAGGGCCCUCACAAGGAUAGUGGAGGCUGCAGAGAGCACAGGAUGACUGCCAUAGGAUGAAUUACUCCAGGAUGUUACCAUAGCAAGACCUAAACAAUAUUUUUCCCUGGAUGGGAUAGGGAGUGGCGGAGAGAUUCUGUUCUUCAAAACUCUACUCAGGUCACCAGCCUUCUGAGGCUCUCUAUGGCUUUCUUUGCCGAGAUAGUGUCAGGCCUGGUAGGUUACCUGCCUUGACACCCUUUGUCCCACCUGCCACCUGUAAACCCAGCCCCACCUCCCUUCCCAGUCCGGUCAGGUCCUGAAUCAGCAAGGACUUAAACAGCUCCAGCUCCGUAUUCGGGGGCUGAGGACCAAGUUACCCUUGGCUGUUUGCCUCUCCAUGACCAGCUGUCCCAAUGUUAAAAACUGGAUUCCUGCCACAUUCCUAAGCUUUUUCUAUAACCUUCCAAACCCUUCCAUACCAUCACACCCAUACUGCUCUGACCUAACAUCCCAAGAUUCCAACCCAGUGAUUCCCUUCAUACCUGUUAGACCCCCAGUCCUGGGGUUCCUAAACACUCCCAUUCCCUCAACAUCUUCACAGAAGCUGUCUCUCAGAAGACUCUUUCCUGUGGGUGCCACUUCUGCAGUCCUCUUGAACUCUGGACCGGGAGACCAGGGAAUGUUCUCCUUACUCCCCACUGUGGCUUCCUAUACCCUGGUGUGACACCGUGUGCUGCACCGGGUCUUCUUUGUGGCACACGGGAUCUUCACUGUGGCAUGCUGGACCUUUAGUUGCGGCAUGUGAAAUUUUUAGUUACUGCAUGUGGGCUCUUAGUUGCGGCAUA
Messenger RNA from Aethalodelphis obliquidens (Pacific white-sided dolphin), 4329 nucleotides. RefSeq names its product chromosome unknown C8orf89 homolog (gene CUNH8orf89). The record is from RefSeq and is a predicted model, not a curated record. The coding region runs from base 39 to 464 and encodes 141 amino acids. Lineage: Eukaryota; Metazoa; Chordata; Mammalia; Artiodactyla; Delphinidae. The transcript has 8 exons.